GUGGGUGGGUUGGUGGGGUGGCCUAUGCUAUGGUGAGCUGCUCCCUGCCGUGCUGCUCGUGCUCAGGCUCUGAGGGACUCUGUGCGGCCCGGGACAAAGGAUAGUCCCCGGGCAGAAGGGCUAGGAAGAGGAGGAGGAGGAGGAGGCGGCUUAGGCCGCAGGACUCUUACCUUUUUCCCGCCACGGGUGUUGCCGUGUGUGUGUCGUCAUCGUGACCUCCAGCCAUAGCCAUGGUGAAGCUGGCCAACCCAAUGUACACCACCUGGAUCCUGGAGGCCAUCAAGAAGGUAAAGAAGCAGAAGCAGCGGCCGUCGGAGGAGAGGAUAUGCAACGCUGUGUCCAUGACCCACAGGCUGGACCGCAAGACUGUGCUGGAACAGCUGGAGCUCAGUGUCAAGGAUGGAACUAUCCUCAAAGUGUCUAACAAGGGGCUCAACUCCUACAAGGACCCAGAGAAUCCCGGCCGCUUGGCCUUCCCCAAGCCCCGCCUGGGCAGCGGUGGAGGGGGAGGUCAUCAUGUGCAUGGGGACCAUGGGGGGAGCCACCAUCAUUCUGGGAAGAAGCCAGGACUGGACUGGAACAAGCUGAUCAAGCGUUCCCUAGAGGGGCUUCAUGAGCUAGGCGGCUCCACCCUAAAGAGUGUUGAGCGCUUCCUCAAGUGCCAGGGUGACGUGGCGGCCUACCUGUCUGGCAGCGGCUCCAUGGGGCCCGCGCUGUUCCACCAGCAGCUGAGGGUUGCGCUGAAGCGGGCGUGUGCCCACGGUAGGGUGGCCAAGAACGGGCCGCUGUUCCGCCUCGUCAGUCGCAGCUCCCAGUCAGAUGGGACGGGCACUGUGGUGCUGGACUCCCUGCCGCCCGUCCGUCUCCUGCCACACGAGAAGGACAAGCCUGUGGCAGAGCCCAUCCCUAUCUGCAGCUUCUGCCUGGGGACCAAGGAGUCGAACCGCGACAAGAAGCCAGAGGAGCUCAUCUCCUGUGCAGACUGUGGCAACAGCGGCCACCCGUCGUGUCUAAAGUUCUCACCAGAGCUCACUGUGCGAGUCAAAGCUCUGUGGUGGCAGUGCAUUGAAUGCAAGACCUGCAGCAACUGUCAGGAUCAAGGCAAAAACGCGGAGAACAUGUUGUUCUGUGACUCCUGUGACCGGGGCUUCCACAUGGAGUGCUGUGACCCCCCACUGAUGCGGAUGCCAAAAGGCAUGUGGAUCUGUCAGAUCUGUCAGCCCAGGAAAAAGGGAAGAAAGCUCUUACAUGAAAAGGCAGCACAAAUCAAACGGCGCUACAACGCACCACUGGGACGAUCCAAGAACAGACCAGGCCGGCCAUUCAAGAAGCUGCGUGGGCCAGGUGGGCGAGGCCGGCGGAAGGGGGACCGUCGCUCGCAGGGUUCCUCCUCCCCGCACUCGUCGUCCAGCUCGUCCUGCGAGGGUUACCCUGGCGACGAUCGGCUGCUGUUCUCCCUGCGGGAGGACUCGUCGGAGCAGGGUGGCCUGCGCUUCAACAAGAAGACGAAGGGCCUGAUUGAUGCCCUCACCAAGUUCUUCACACCCUCGCCCGACGGACGCAAGGCCCGGCACGAGGUGGACUACUCCCAGCAAUACCGCAUCCGCAAGAAGGCCAUACGCAAGGGAGAGGGGGACGACAGGACAGACAAUCAGGACAGUAGUGACUGGCGCGAGGAUGAGGACAAGCUGCCAGGACAUGAGAACCUGACAGAGAAAGAUGUGGAACUCUUCAGACGCAUCCAGGAGCUGGCACUACAGAAAGUUGGGGUGACCGGCCCUCCAGAUCCUCAAAUGCGUUGCCCGUCUGUCAUCGAGUUUGGCAAGUUUGAGAUCCAGACUUGGUACUCCUCUCCAUACCCGCAAGAGUACAGCAGACUGCCUAAGCUCUACCUGUGUGAGUUCUGCCUGCGCUACAUGAAGAGUCGCAGCAUCCUCUUCCAGCACAUGAGAAAGUGUGCUUGGUUCCACCCUCCAGCCAAUGAGAUCUACAGGAAGGACGGCGUCUCCGUGUUCGAGGUGGAUGGGAACGUGAGCACAAUCUACUGUCAGAACCUGUGUCUGUUGGCCAAGCUGUUCCUGGACCACAAGACGCUGUACUACGACGUGGAGCCCUUCCUCUUCUACGUCCUCACACAGAACGACAGCAAGGGCUGCCACCUGGUGGGCUACUUCUCCAAGGAGAAACACUGUCAACAGAAGUACAACGUGUCCUGCAUCAUGAUUCUUCCCCAGUACCAGCGCAAGGGCUACGGCCGCUUCCUCAUCGACUUCAGCUACCUGCUGUCCAAGCGGGAGGGCCAGCCUGGCUCCCCAGAGAAGCCCCUGUCAGACCUGGGUCGUCUGUCCUACAUGGCCUACUGGCGCAGUGUGGUGCUGGAGUGUCUCCAUGAGGUCCGCGACCGCCAGCUCUCCAUCCGACGCCUCAGCAAGAUCACAGGCAUCUGUCCGCAGGACAUCACCGCUUCGCUGCACCACCUCAACAUGCUGGAGCAGAGAGGGGAGCGGCUAGUCCUGGUGCGUAAGGAGAGGCUGGUUUCCACCCACAUGGCUCGUCUCACUGCCAGGCCCCGGCUGCUAGAGGUGGACCCUGACUGUCUCCGCUGGACCCCCGUCAUCGUCAUCAACACUGUGGUGUCAGAGGAAGAGGAGGGAGAGGAGGAAGAGGGGGAGGAGGACAUCUGCAAGGAGAUCAAGCCUAGCCACAAGGUGUCUCCAUUCUCCUGGCUCGUCCGAGGAGGAGAGGAAGAGGAGGAGAGAAAGUGCUUCCCAGGGUUCCCCACCAGCCAAAGCUCUCCGGCCUCCUCCCCAGUCCGCUGCCCUCUGCCCAUCCCCGAUCACCGGCCCCCUCCCUCCGCCAACGGAGAGCGCCGGGGCAGGGGCCGCCCGCCCAAGAAUUGGCCCUGGGGCAAGGUGAAGGAUGGGCCGCGGGCCGAGAGGCGGCCAGGCCCGGGACGACCCCCAAAGAUCCGGGUGGAGAUGCAGGAUGAUGAUGAUGAUGAUGAUGAUGACAGGGCUGAGGGCACUAAAGCUAGCCCCUCUUUUGGCAGCAGCCCACCCUCCCUCUUCUCCUCAGACAGGCAGCAGGCUGAUUCUAUAGGCACCAUCAGGCCCCUAGAGAUGCUUGGCAGGCAAUCUGUUGUUCCACCCCCACGUAGCAGAGGGAGACCUCCCAGGAAGAAGAGGGGCUCCAAGCGCAGGCUGAGUGAGGGGCCCGGGGAGGCCCUGCCCCAGUUGCCCCUAUCGCCCAGGCUCAGCGACCCACCGCCGGUCAGACGGAGCUGCUUCAGUGAAAGCAGCGAGGAAGAGGAGGAUGAUGAUGAUGACGAGGAGACGGGGGCUCACUCCCCACCCAUCCUCACAAAGCCCACCCUGGGGCUCAAAUGCAAGAAACCGUUGAGGAAGAGACGCAUGCAUCAGCGCAGCCACAGCAGCGUGGUGACCGAAACCAUCUCAGAGACCACCGAGGUGCUAGAUGAGCACUUUGUGGACUCCGACUCUGAGAGGCCCAUGCCCCGGCUGGAGGAGGAGACCCCCCUGAGGCGCUACCCCCCGGCCCGCUCCGCCCUCCGACACACAGACCCUACGCCCAAGAGGGGCAGACGAGCCAACCUCACAGAGUCUGAGGAGGACGAAUCCACUCCUGUUUUGAAGUCAGUUGCCUCCCUACGGAACCCAGAGCCCACGGCCUCCGCAGACACCCCGGCGGCCAACCCAGAGUCCCCCGUCAAGAAGAAAAAAGGCUGGCCCAAGGGCAAGCCCCGCAAGCCCCUGCACUUGAGGAAAUGGCCGGGCAGACCACCUGGCAGCGGGACUAACCAGAACGCAGGGGACACCAGCCUGACCACCUCGGGGGACCCUCCGCCCCCCAAGAUCAAGAUGAAGCCGGGCCGUAAACCCCAGAGCUGGUACCUACAGCGGGCCCAGGAGGAGGCCGAGAGGCAGGAGGCAGAGAGACAGAGGCUAGGUCUGGGAGGGGGGCAGCAGCUAGACAAGCCCCCCCAGCAGCUAGAGGACCGAGCCUGCAAGAGGGCCUCCAGAGCCACAGCUACCGACAACGACAAACGCAAAGACUCUGAUGAAGAGGACGACUACCACCCCAAGCCCGUAGAGCAGAAGAUCCCCAAGAGGCGGGGACGACCGCCCAAAAACCCAGCCCUGCAACAACAACCCGUCCCUAAGCCGUUCCCAGUCUCGGAGCCAGAGGAGGAAGAGGAGGAGGAGACAGAGAGGGGCUGGGUAGAGGACAAACCCAGCCGUCCACCGACCCGCUCCCUGCUCUCCCCGUCCUCUACCGGAGGCCCCAGUGCCCCCCAGCCCAGCAGGCCAGACACGGACAGAGACAUGGCCGACAGGGAGGAAGACGAGGAUGAGGAGUUUGCGAGCCUCGGCAGCAGCAGCAGGAGGACAGCAGCCAUGCCAUGCCCGGGGAGCAGACGCAGUGACGACCACGAUGCAGACGACGAAGGAGACGGACACCUGGAGGACAAGAGCAGCAGCAAGAAGAGGAAGAGCCAGGACUCUGAGGAAGAGGAAGAUGAAGAGGAGGAGGAAGAGCCUGCUUCCCCCGCCUGCUCUCCGCCCGUCAAAGAGGAACCCCAGGGCGGGGAAGGUUUUUUAGACAUGCAGGGAAGCGUGCAGGCCAGAGACUCCUACGUCAGCAAGCAGGAGGAGGACGAAGAGGAGGACGAAGAAGAGGCGGAGGAGGAGCUGCAGGAGGUGAAGUGCCGGCCGCUGGAUGCAGCACAGGACGAGAGGAGGCGGCGGCGAGAAGCGGAGGAGUCAGCAGCGGCGGCCGCGGCGGUGGAGACGGUGACAGCCAUCUCAGUCCCCUCCGAGCCCCUGGAGCUGCAGACUCUGCAACCCGAGGACAAGGCUGUCACGCUGCUGAUGGAUCCCCAGCACCCCCACCCACACCUGCAUCCCCACCAGCACCCCCACCAGCACCCCGACUCCUUCAAGGAGGAGCUGACCCACCACCACGGAUCCCAUCACAGCCAGCACCACCACAGCAACGAGCUGGACCUGGAGACGGUACAGGCGGUCCAGUCUCUGACCCAGGGAGAGGCCCAGGACGAGGAGCCAGAGAGCCACGCGGUCUCCCACGGAGCCUACCAGGACUGUGAGGAGACGCUGGCCGCCUGCCGCACCCUGCAGAGCUACAGCCACGCCGGGGAGGCCGAAGAGGAGGGAACCCACCUGUCCCUGGUUGAGGAGUGUGGAGCCUCCCAACAAAGCAGCCCCCUACCCCACACCAACCCCCCGAUACCCCCCUUACCCAGCCAGUCAGUCCGCUCCGUCAACAGCCCAGCAGGCAUGACCCCAGGAGGGGUGAUGGAGUCUGGGCUGGGGCAGCAGAGAGAGGGCACGCCAGGCCCUACUGGGGGAACGGGAGGAGGAGGAGGGGGGUACACCCAGAUCACCCCUGAGCACCCCAGCUCUCUGUCAGCCCCGUCCCAGCAGAACAUGGAGACCAGUCCCAUGAUGGACGUGCCGUCUGUGUCGGACCACUCCCAGCAGGUGGUGGACAGUGGAUUCAGUGACCUGGGCAGCAUCGAGAGCACCACAGAGAACUAUGACAAUCCCAGCAGCUACGACUCCACCAUGGGCAGCGGGGGCAACGGGGGAGGGAACAACAGCGGUAACCAUGCGGUGGUGGCUGCGGUCGCCUCGACCUCUUCCUCGUCGGCGGCGGGCUCUUCCUCUAACUCGGCCACGCCCUCCUCACAGGGCAACAGCUGCUCCUUUGUCCCGGCGCCCGGUCUCACGUCUCCCAGCGGUGCCGUGACAUCACAGCUCGCCAUGGGCAGCUGCAGCCUCAUCCAACAGACUGGGCCAGGGCCCAAUAAUGGUCUGGGAGCCAACAUGGGUGGCAACAACAGUGUGCCCCAGCCUCCGCCGCCACCCCGUCCACCGUCUGCCAACACCCACCAAGGCAUCAAGUCCCCUCAGAGCUUUGUUAAUGAGAGGCCGCCCAGCACCAGCCAGCAGUCCCAGAAAAAGGUGCAGCAGCCACCACAGCAGCAGCAGCAGGCUCCCAACCCCCAGCCCACAGCCCCUCCAAACCCCCACCCCCACCCUCCCCAGCAGCAGCAGCCCCUGUCCCAGUGCAGUAUGGGGAAUGGCUUUGGCUCUACAUCCAUGAUCAUGGAGAUCCCUGAGAGUGCCUCCCAGGGAGGGGGCCGCAGCCUGUACGAGCGGAUGGGCCAGGACUUUGGUGCAGGGGGUUACCCCCAGCCCUCGGCCACGUUCAGCCUGGCUAAGCUGCAGCAGCUCACCAACACCAUCAUGGACCCCCACGCCAUGCCCUACUCGCACUCGGCCUCCGUCACGUCCUACGCCACCAGUGUUUCUCUGUCUAACCCUGGUCUGGCCCAGCUCUCCCCCUCCCCACACCCUCCCUUAACCCAGGGCCAGGCCACCAUGACCCCCCCUCCCCAACUGAGCUCUGGCUCCAUGAACCUGGGCUCCCUGCAGCUGCAGUGCAACAUGCCCACCAGCAACAUCGGCCUUCCUCCCCCGCCUCACACCCAGCGGCUGCAGGGCCAGAUGGCCACAGUGAAGGGACACAUCUCCAUCCGCUCCAAGGCCCAGCUGGCCCCCGCUCCAUCCCCGCACCAGCAGCAGCUGUACGGCCGCAGCUCUGGGUCCGUGGCCAUGCAGGGCUCGCCCCGUACCCUGGCCGUGCAGCGCAGCAUGAUGCCCAACCUCAUGCCCACGCCGGCCGGCUACAACACCAUGAACAUGAACCAGCUGAACGCCAUGUCGGCCGGCUACCGCAUGCCACAGCCCAUGAUGAACAGCGGUUACCACGGGAACCCCCCUUACAUGAACCAGCCCGCCCAGUACCCCAUGCAGAUGCAGAUGGGCAUGAUGGGGGGGCAGGGGUACCCGCAGCAGCCUAUGCAGCCCAAUCACCACGGCAACAUGAUGUACACGGGCCCAACCCACCACAGCUACGCCGGCGUCCCCAAACAGUCGCCUUACAUGAGCAGAUGAGUAGAGCACCACAGAACAACGCCACAGCUCUAGAGAGAUGGGAGGGACACUCUGACCCGACACACUCUGAUGGAGAGAGGGACUCUGCUGUUGCCUCUCUUUACUGUAUUACUUGGUGUUGUAUCCACCCUCUCCAAAGCCAGAGCGAGCGUAAAGGGAGAGAGAGGGAAGACUGUUUUCAAUGUUUUGUAUGUGUCAUUUUGCUCCAUUCAGUUGGACUCAUC
This is a messenger RNA of Coregonus clupeaformis (lake whitefish), 7222 nucleotides long. Its product is annotated as histone acetyltransferase KAT6A-like. NCBI's taxonomy places the organism in Eukaryota, Metazoa, Chordata, Actinopteri, Salmoniformes, Salmonidae. Gene Ontology annotation, cellular component: MOZ/MORF histone acetyltransferase complex; nucleosome. Gene Ontology annotation, biological process: nucleosome assembly; regulation of DNA-templated transcription. The transcript has 16 exons. The coding region runs from base 231 to 6998 and encodes 2255 amino acids. Gene Ontology annotation, molecular function: histone acetyltransferase activity; DNA binding. The record is from RefSeq and is a predicted model, not a curated record.